This is a messenger RNA of Asterias rubens (European starfish), 1099 nucleotides long. Its product is annotated as N-alpha-acetyltransferase 80-like. Gene Ontology annotation, cellular component: cytoplasm. The record is from RefSeq and is a predicted model, not a curated record. Gene Ontology annotation, biological process: protein acetylation. Gene Ontology annotation, molecular function: acetyl-CoA binding; N-acetyltransferase activity. NCBI's taxonomy places the organism in Eukaryota, Metazoa, Echinodermata, Asteroidea, Forcipulatida, Asteriidae. The transcript has a single exon. Bases 273 to 884 code for a protein of 203 amino acids.
GUCGUUUGUUGAGGCUUUUGUUGCCGUUCAUGAACCUGUGAGUUAUGGAUGGGUGGAUAUGUCUCAUUCGUUGAACACCAUCAACUACUUUGUACACUUGGGGUCACUGUGCGCAUUGGUCUGUUGAAAAAAUAGAGUGCCUUUUCUAAAGGAUACAAAUCGCUCGGGAAAAUGCAACCAAGUCCUAAUGGUCCAAUGGUUUUGUAAAUAUCAGCUCCUGUAUUACAACAAAAACACUGCAUAGCAUUCAUUCUGAAGUGAACAUUCACUGCAUGUUAAUGAUCUUAAAUGACGUGUAUCCAAACAGUAUAAUGUCGAAAAUAAGUUGUCUACAUUCUCGACCGGACUUAAUCGCCUCGUGCUCGAGCCUUCUGCUAAGUGUAUGGCCCUUUACGAAGACUGAGAGACUGCAGCUUUUGGAGAAAGAGAACUGCACCGGGUUCCCGUGUUCGUUGGUUCUCAUUGACCAGAAAGAGAACCAACCCGAUUAUGUUAUAGGACAUAUUCGAUUAGCCCCAUGCCUCGAGCCACCAGAGGGCGUCUACUUAGAAGCACUGUGCAUUGAUCAAACCCAAACCGGCAGAGGUCUAGGCGUUAAGAUGAUGAAACACGCCGAAGAAUACGCAGUUACAGCCCUCGGGUUGAAGCAAGCUUUUCUGUGGAGCGCAACUAGCAUGAGGGGCUAUUACAGCAAGUUGAUGUGGCAGGAGUACACCAAGUUCGGCAUCACAACAGUCGGUGGAAAUAUACUCGGGCAAUACAACGGAGCGACCACCUGGCGAGGAAACGUUCCUCCAACUGGCUGGGAGUCGGCGUACGAAGAAUGCUACCACGAAGACAUGAAAGACUAUCUAAUUAUGACGAAAUACCUAAAGAAAAACUAACUACUGACCGAUCGCAGUAGGCAGUACCUGUAUGUCGCCACGAAGUCUGUGUCGUCUGCUAUCAUUAAACUUGACUUUGCUGACUGUGUGUGACACAAGUAUUUCAAUUGCGGAGUUUAACAUUGGAUACUACGGUGGCCCACAACUGUCACGGCAAAACAAAAGCGCCACGGUAAAAUAAAAAGCGCCACGGCAAAACAAAAAGCGCCACGGCA